Molecule: messenger RNA, 2033 nt
Organism: Dinoponera quadriceps
Lineage: Eukaryota; Metazoa; Arthropoda; Insecta; Hymenoptera; Formicidae
Product: required for meiotic nuclear division protein 1 homolog
Exons: 5
Coding region: 510-1736 (408 amino acids)
Biological process (GO): positive regulation of mitochondrial translation
Source: RefSeq, a predicted model, not a curated record
CCUAUUUAUUCUAGGAUAUUCUGGAAUAUUUUUACAAAUCUUACGUGGGCCUGUGUCUUUGCUCGAUUUUGUUGCAUUUUCGCUGCGACUAAACCGAACAAAGCUUGCAUCAUAUCGUAGAUAUGAUGUACCGGAUGAAUUUUAAAACCCAUUUAUAAAAGUUUGACUCUCAACAAAGUUAAGAGCGCAUAACCUAUCGUUCGUCCGAGUGACAUAACCUUUCGUCAUACAGGUAGAGUCACGCGGUGAGACGUGCGUGGACACGUGAAAAUAAUAUCAGUGGUUGAUAAUAGAAGUGAUCGGGAACUUUCACGUUACGAGAUGACAAUUGGUUACACGUGUGCUAUUAUAUUAAUAUGCUACUUUAACAUGGUACAUGAAUGAUUACUCCGACGUUUAUCUGACGACUUGAUAACGUUCAGUGGACUUUACGCAAAUACGCAAUUAAUACGCGCGGAAAAAUAAUACAGAACGGUCUGUUAACGUUUUUGAUAAUAACAUUCGAUAAAAUGAGUCUCGCGAUGAUUCAGAGGUUCACGAUAUCGUGCUGCGGAAAACGCAUGUUCGACCUCGACGUAUGUCGGAGGAUCACAUCGAGUUGGCAUUUGACGCCGAGGAAAUCGUCGACAGAGCACGUGGGAUCACUCGCACGUCACACAAACACAAUUCAUACGAGACUUUAUCACGGUACACUGUUACUGCACACAAACCAAUUGAAGGAAAAUGAGGAUGCCACGGGGAAUAUAUCCACUUUGCAAAUCAAGAAAAGACUGCCCAGGAGGAACAAAGCUGUGAUAAGUGACGAUAAGACACCCGAGAAUGAUGUAUGGAACGUGAAAGCUCUGGUGACCGCGGAAGAAUACAAUUUGGAAGCUUUAGCCUACGGCCUCCUGACUCAGCAGUUGUAUGUCCCCAACAAAAUAUCCACGUCUACUAACUCUUUGCCCGACGUCAUACACGCGGUGGCCAAGUACGAAGUAGGGCACGAAUCCCGAGAAAUCUUUUUCUUCCGAGAAGGUAGCAUUGUUAUGUGGAAUAUAUCCGAUCUCGAAUGCGGAAACCUAUUGCAAUUUUUGAGAUGUUACGAGCAAAAUCGUUACACGGAAGAGCUGAUUCAUACCGAGAGCGAGUUAAUGACUUAUGCUUAUGCGGAUUUCGGGAAGAAGAGCCACUUGAGAGACGGCAAUAUCAUUCUGGCGCGGGAGGCUGGCAACUUGGACAAGUACACGUUCUCGAACGCCAUGGCGCAGUCCGUCAAGCUGGGCAUAUGGGAGGUGUCGUUGAAUCGCUACAUCGACUCGAUCGAGUUCGUGACGGAGGACCUGAAGGCCGGCAGGAAGCUGCGGAUGACGCAGGAGGAGGUGUUGAGAAAGCAGGGUGAGCUGUUUAAUCUACGGCACCGCAUCAACCUGAGCUCGGAUCUCUUGGAUACGCCCGACUUCUACUGGGAGCGUGACGAUCUCGAGAGUCUGUAUCAGCAAAUCUACGGCUAUUUCAGCAUCGCCAAGCGUACGAGGGUGAUGAACGAAAGACUGAAUCACUGCGUGGAACUGGUAAGCAUUUUGUCGUCGCACCUGAGCGAUCGUCAUCAUAUCCGUUUGGAGUGGAUGAUCAUUAUACUCAUCAUGGUGGAGGUCGCUUUCGAAGUCUUGCACUACGCCGAGCGAUACCUCGUGAAGUGGCGGCCUGAUAACGACGAAGAUAAUGCAUCUUUUACACGUUUAUCCGAGAGAUAAAUUAUAUAUAUCUUGGAUUAAGCUAUAUACAGUGUCCCAAUAUAAAGAGCACCUAAAUAUCCCCUCUGUUUUUAACAAUAUGAAAAAUGUGUUUAGAACACAAUUUUAAGAAUUUCGAAGAAGGAAUACUGUGGAACGGGAGGGGGGCGAAUUUUUAUAGUUUUUUUUUAGAUUAUGUUAAUAGUUAGCCCUCAAGAUAUUUAAAUGUCUUUUUUAUACUGAGACACCCUAUAUAUAUAAAUAGAAUAUUGUACACAUAUAUUAUAUUUUUCAAAUAUGUCACAGUAGUAUUUUAUC